Messenger RNA from Bombina bombina (fire-bellied toad), 1136 nucleotides. RefSeq names its product receptor for activated C kinase 1 (gene RACK1). The transcript has 8 exons. Gene Ontology annotation, molecular function: protein kinase C binding; ribosome binding; translation regulator activity. The record is from RefSeq and is a predicted model, not a curated record. Gene Ontology annotation, biological process: positive regulation of protein phosphorylation; rescue of stalled cytosolic ribosome. The coding region runs from base 87 to 1040 and encodes 317 amino acids. Gene Ontology annotation, cellular component: nucleus; cytosol. Lineage: Eukaryota; Metazoa; Chordata; Amphibia; Anura; Bombinatoridae.
CCGCCUCUCUCCGGCCUUUACGGACCCGGCUCCUGUGAUCCGUCUCCAUCCUCUUCUAGUGGAGCGUCUUUGGACAAAUAUUUACCAUGACGGAGCAGAUGACCCUCCGGGGGACCCUUAAAGGCCAUAAUGGCUGGGUCACACAGAUAGCUACCACUCCGCAAUUCCCAGAUAUGAUCCUCAGCUCUUCCCGGGAUAAAACAGUCAUUAUGUGGAAACUGACACGUGAUGAGACAAACUAUGGUGUCCCUCAGCGUGCCCUGCGUGGACACUCCCACUUCGUCAGUGAUGUGGUCAUUUCAUCAGAUGGGCAGUUUGCCCUUUCUGGUUCCUGGGAUGGCACUCUGCGUCUGUGGGACCUUACUACUGGCACCACAACACGGCGCUUUGUUGGUCACACCAAGGAUGUCCUGAGCGUAGCUUUCUCUGCUGACAACCGACAGAUCGUGUCUGGAUCCCGUGACAAGACCAUCAAACUAUGGAAUACACUGGGAGUGUGCAAAUACACAGUGCAGGAAGAAUCUCACUCAGAGUGGGUGUCAUGUGUCCGAUUCUCCCCAAACAGCAGCAAUCCAAUCAUUGUAUCCUGUGGCUGGGACAAGAUGGUGAAGGUCUGGAAUUUGGCUAACUGCAAACUGAAGACAAACCACAUCGGGCACAGCGGCUACCUGAACACUGUGACAGUGUCCCCUGAUGGAUCACUGUGCGCAUCUGGUGGCAAGGAUGGACAAGCCAUGCUCUGGGAUUUAAAUGAGGGAAAGCACCUGUACACCCUGGACAGCGGAGAUGUCAUCAAUGCUCUGUGCUUCAGCCCCAACCGCUAUUGGCUGUGCGCAGCCACUGGACCCAGCAUCAAGAUCUGGGAUCUGGAGGGAAAAAUCAUUGUGGAUGAACUGAAACAGGAAGUGAUCAGCACUAGCAGCAAAGCUGAGCCCCCACAAUGCACCUCACUGGCCUGGUCAGCUGAUGGACAGACCCUCUUUGCCGGAUACACAGAUAACCUGAUCAGAGUGUGGCAAGUGACCAUUGGUACCCGAUAAACCUACACAGAAAGCUGCACCAAGAGCCCGGAGUCUGAGACUAUUAUUUUGUCAUGAUGCCAAGAGUCUCAAUACAAUAAAAUUCCUAUAAAAAUG